This is a messenger RNA of Myxocyprinus asiaticus (Chinese sucker), 6737 nucleotides long. RefSeq names its product zinc finger protein 236-like. Lineage: Eukaryota; Metazoa; Chordata; Actinopteri; Cypriniformes; Catostomidae. Bases 47 to 5419 code for a protein of 1790 amino acids. Gene Ontology annotation, biological process: regulation of transcription by RNA polymerase II. Gene Ontology annotation, molecular function: RNA polymerase II cis-regulatory region sequence-specific DNA binding; DNA-binding transcription factor activity, RNA polymerase II-specific. The record is from RefSeq and is a predicted model, not a curated record. Gene Ontology annotation, cellular component: nucleus. The transcript has 31 exons.
CCAGGUUCCGGGCUGUCCUGGUUGGCAUUAGUGUAGUUGAUCCAAGAUGAAUGGUGAAGUUGUGGUCAACAGACGGGUUGGCUGGGAUCUUGAGUUCUGUCUUGAUGGAGCUGAGGAGGCGAGUUCAGACAGCCAGAAGAAUGUGGAGCACAAAUGUAAUAUUUGCUCUCAAAGUUUUGUUACCGAGAGUCAACUGCAGAGACAUCUGCGAGACCAUGAGGUCAAUGAUAAGCCAUAUCGGUGUGACCAGUGUCCCAUGUCCUUUAAUGUGGAGUGCAAUCUUGGCCUUCAUAAAUCCACUCACAGCACCAGUGAGCUCAAGUGUCCAGUGUGUCAUAAGAAGUUCUCCAGAGUGGCCAGUCUGAAGGCACACGUCAUGAUACAUGAGAAAGAAGAGAACUUCCUGUGUUCAGAGUGUGGAGAUGAGUUCAUUCUUCAGAGUCAGCUCUCUCUGCAUCUGGAGGAACAUCGCAAAGAAAUCAGUGGAACAAAGUCAUACACCUGCAAGACCUGCAGCAAAGAGUUCACGACGCAAAAUCAGCUAAAGGAACACUUGAAAAGUCAUGCCAAAAUCAGGCCUAUUAUAACAAGUUCAAGAAACUACAAGAACAUCGAUCGGAGAGGAUUCAAGAACAUUUGCCACCACUGUGGGAAGACGUUUAAGAAACCCAGUCAGCUUGUUCGACAUAUACGUAUUCACACAGGUGAGAGGCCGUAUAAAUGCACUCACUGCGGGAAGUCCUUCAACCAGAAGGUGGUGCUGCAGACACACAUGGUGCGGCACACUGGAGAGAAACCUUACAUGUGUUUACAGUGUCCUGCCUCAUUCUCACAGAAAGGAAAUCUGCACUCGCAUGUUCAAAGAGUUCACUCACAGGCAGCAGGUGGUCCUCUCUUCCCCUGUAUGGACUGCAGCUGUGUAUAUAAGAAGCUUGGCAGCCUCAAUGCUCACAUCAGCAAAAUGCAUAUCUCAGUGAUGGAGGUGGAGGAGCCAGCCACACAGAAGGGUGACUUGGGGGCCGGUCAGGGUGCGACGGGGUCAGAGGGCACGGGGGGUGUGACAGAUGUUAUCCAACAGCUGCUGGAGCUGUCUGAUCAUGUGACCGCAGACAGCACUCAAGCCCCUCCCCCUGGGCAGGCCAUUGACACGGCCAUCAACCAGGACAUCCUGCAGCAAGCUUUGGAGAAUAGCGGCUUGACUGAGAUUCCAGUUGGUUCUGAAGCUCAGAGCAGCAGUGCUGGACAGAAGACAGACACAGCAACAGCUCCCAGCAGCACCCCAACAGAUGAUGGACCAGUCACCUCAAAAAUACUUAUGACAGACACCAUCGUAAAGAAGGAGAAGAGAAGCAUUGUCAAAAAGCCUCCACAGAUGCUGGGCACUAUCAGACAGGACAGUGGCGUGAGGUGGCACGGCUGUCCAUACUGCUCAAAAGAGUUCAAGAAGCCAAGCGAUCUGGUGCGUCACAUCCGCAUUCACACUCACGAGAAACCCUACAAGUGUAAGCAGUGUUUCCGUGCGUUUGCAGUGAAGAGCACGCUGACCGCUCACAUGAAGAUCCACACGGGCAUCAAAGCCUUUGAGUGUCAGUACUGCAUGAAGUGUUUCUCUACAUCUGGCAGCAUGAAGGUCCAUCAGCGUCUGCACACCGGUGUACGGCCGUUCCCAUGUCCUCAUUGUGAGAAGUUCUUCCGUACUUCAGGCCACAGGAAAACACACAUCGCCUCUCACUUUAAGAGCAUACACCAGAAGAAGCACAAAUACCCCAGAAAGCCUCAUAAAACACGAGUGUCCAGGAGCAAUCUGCCUUUGCCUGAUAUACCACUGCAAGAGCCAAUACUCAUCACAGACAUGGGGCUCCUGCAGAACCAGAACUCACGGGCCGCACUGCAGCAGUAUCUGGACAUCGUGGAGAACGAGCGGCCUUACAAGUGUGGAUACUGCAGCAAAGCUUACAAGAAAUCAAGUCACCUUAAACAGCACAUCAGGUCACACACAGGAGAGCGGCCGUACAAGUGUCUGCAGUGCAGUAAGGGCUUUGCGUCAUCCGGCGUGCUGAAAGCUCACAUCCGCACUCACUCUGGACUCAAAGCCUUCAAGUGUCUGCUGUGUGACACCACCUUCACCACCAGCGGUAGCCUGAGACGUCACAUGACCACACACAGCGAAAUACGACCGUACAUGUGUCCAUACUGCCAGAAGACCUUCAAAUCCUCCCCCAACUGCAGGAAACACAUGAAAACACACAGGUAUGAGCUAGCGCAGCAGCUGCAGCAGCAGCAGAGCUCCGACGACAUGCAGCCACCCUCCGCUGACACACAGAGCAUGCUGGAGGUGGUGGGAGACGGCCAGCAGGUGGCACUACCUGCUGCACUGGGGGAGGAUGCCCUGCAGGACACGGAAUCGUUUGUGAGCACGCAGCAUGCUCUGCCACAACACAUGAGUCAGUUUGACACGCCAGCGUUGCCGCAGCCCACGUAUGAGCAGCCCGCACUCGCACAAGGUUUCACUAUCUCUGAUGGGUUCACUCAGCAGGCUCAUUUCUCUUCAGUUCAGCAGCUUCAGGACUCAAGUACACUAGAGUCACAAGCCCUCACAUCCAGCUACCACCCUCCACUACUGCAUGACACACACACUGAGACAAGUGGUUUACUGCAGGAAGCCAGUCAGGGUGAUCUGCCACUGUCCAUCCAGACACAAGAUUUCCAGGACGAGGACGACAACAACAAGAGAGUUUAUCAGUGUAAUAUGUGUGAAAAGAGUUUUAAGAAGUCCAGUCACUUGAAGCAGCACGUGCGCUCACACACGGGAGAGAAACCGUACCGCUGUAACAUCUGUGGCCGGAGCUUUGUGUCCACUGGAGUGCUCAAAUCUCACCUCAACACACACACAGGAGUCAAGGCGUAUAAAUGUAACAUGUGUGACGCUUGUUUCACCACUAAUGGCAGUCUGAACCGUCACAUGAUCAUUCACCUGAACACAAAGCCCUUCAAGUGCACCAUGUGUGACGAGAGCUUCCGUACAGUCAUGCUGCGCAGGAAACACAUGAAAGUCCUACACGCUGUAGGUCCCAGAGUUGUGGAGGUGGAUGAGGCCGGUGAAGAGAAUGAUGGGUCAGAUCGCUCCGGGUUCAAAAGGAACCGCACGGGCAUCAUCACGCUAACUGAGGAGCAGACGGCAGAGCUGGCCAAGAGAGACCCGGGGGAUGAAGCGUCUUUGUCAGAGAAAGUUCUGGCUCAGACAGCCGCUGAAAGAGAUCGGAUCAGUGAGGUUAAAGAGAAAGGUGUUGAUCUCAACAUGGAGCCCAAGUUUGCAAACCGCUGUCAGUACUGCCCAAAGAGCUUCAAGAAGCCCAGCGACCUGGUCAGACAUAUCCGGAUACAUACAGGCGAGAAACCGUACAAGUGUGAAGAGUGUGGGAAGAGUUUCACUGUGAAAUCCACACUGGACUGUCACAUAAAGACACACUCAGGGCAGAAGCUGUUCAGCUGUCACAUGUGCAACACGUCAUUCUCCACUAAGGGCAGUCUGAAGGUCCACAUGCGUUUACACACAGGCUCAAAACCCUUCAAGUGUCCUCUCUGUGACCAGCGCUUUCGCACAUCAGGACACCGCAAGACACACAUCCAGGGUCACAUCAGACCAUCCGACCGCAAGAGCAAGCGCAGCUUGAGCACAGAUCCGCAGGCAGCUCAGGACAUCCAGAGCGUUCCUCAGUCUCGGCACACAUCCUCAACUGCAGACGGCCAGCCAGCAGUGGGAUUAUUACAGACCACCAGUGCUGAUCCAAACAUCUACAUCCCAGCAAACCCAGUGCUGACGGGCCCAUAUGAGUCCAGUCUGCUGCAGCAGGGGCUGGUGGGACAAGCCAUACUGCCUGCGACUGUGUCCGCGGGGGGAGAUCUGACUGUGUCUCUGACCGAGGGUCUCGCCACACUGGAGGGCAUUCACCUACAGCUCACGUCUGCUAACCUGGUGUGUCCAAACGUGCAGAUCUCUGGGAUCGACCCCAGCAACAUCAACAACAUCACGCUGCAGAUUGACCCCAGUAUUCUCCAGCAGACGCUGCAGCAGAGCAGUUUACUGUCUCACUCUCUGACGGGUGACCCGGGUUUAACCACGCACACGAGCGCUCACCUCCUGACUUCAGCAGACGCUGCAGUUCCUGCUAAUGUCGUCAUCCACCCGCUAAGCGGCCUGUCUCUGCAGCCGACACCUGCAGCAGCCAACAUCAGCAACAUUACAAAUCAGCAUGACAACAACACAGUCCUCUCAGGUUCUCAGGUGCUACCGCAGGUGUCGAGCACUGCAGGUCUGGUGAGCAGUAGCAGCAGCACUCCAGAAAUCACUCUGACUAUCAAUAACUCCAGUCUGACUCAAGCUCUGUCACAGAGCAGUGCUGCCGCACACACACCCGCCACCAGUGCACCAGAGAUCACACUCACUAUAGCAGGUGAGGAUCUUCUCCCGCAGCACUCCACUGCCGACAUGACCUCUGACCUCAGACUCACUACAGCCAGCAACAGUCUGACUCUGAACAACCAGCGGCUGCUUCCUCUCAGCUCUGCUCCCUCAAACAUCAGCGUCAGUGCGCUGGCACCCAGCACUUCUCUCUCUCAGACGGCCAUGUCAUCUCAGAGUCUGGUGAUGUCAUCAGGGGGCGUGGCCAGUGAUGGCAGUGUGACUCUGACUCUAACAGACACACAGAUACUGGACACGGUCUCACUCAGCCUGAACACACAGAUGGUAGACAGUCAAUCAUUGGAGAAGGACUCAGAGUUGCAGCAGAAGCACGAGUGUUAUUACUGCAGUCAGACACUGAACACUGUAAACGCACUGAGACGGCACUGCAAACAGGUGCAUGGAAGAGACCGCUGUCAUGUCUGCCGCGUCUGCAAUAAAGCCUUCAAACGAGCUACACACCUCAAGGAGCAUGAGUAUGUGCAUAAGGAAGGACCCAGUGUGAACUCGCAGAAACCCAAAGGGUUUAAAUGCUCCAGCUGUGACAAAGCCUUCACCAAACCCAGUCAGUUAGAGAGACACAAUCGCACACACACAGGUGAGCGGCCGUUCAAAUGUUCACUGUGUGAUAAAGCAUUUAAUCAGAAGAGCGCUCUACAGGUGCACAGGGUCAAGCAUACGGGUGAAAAGCCCUACAGGUGUGAAGUGUGCACUAUCAGCUUUACUCAGAAGAGCAACAUGAAACUACACAUGAAGAGAUCGCAUGGUUACACAGCCUCCAACAAACUCUUCGCUAAACCACAGGAAGUGGAGGUGGUGUUGGACCAUGAUUCUGAGUCUGAUUCUCAGCAGGCGAGUCAGGAGAGCAGAGCGAGUCAGUCGGGUCUGGAUCUGGAGGAGGUUGUGCAGGAGUCCUCAGGAGACUGGCAGUGUCCCAUUCCCACCGUCUUCCCAUGAACCCCUCACAGCACUGCUCAUUUAGAUCCAAUACACGCCAUUCUGUCAUUAUUUACUUACCAUGUCAUUCGAAACCAGUUGGACUUUCUUUCUUCUCUGGAACACAAAAGGAGAAGUUUUGAAGAAUCAGCAUGCUGUACAACAACAACUCGUAUCUGUCAAGCUCCAAAAAUUACCUUAAAACACCAUAAAACAAAUCAGAUUACACUUUACAAUAAGGUUCCAUUUGUUAACAUUAGUGAACAACAUUAGUUAACAUGAACUAACAAUAGAACAAUACUUUUACAGCAUUUAUUAAUCUUAUUUAAUGUUAAUUUCAACAUAUACUAAUACAUUUUUUAAAUCAAAAGUUGUAUUUGUUAACAUUAGGUAAUGCACUAUGAACUUAAAUUGAAAUUUUUUAUUUUUAUUAACUAACAUUAACAAAGAUUAAUAAAUACUUCAGAAAACAUAUUGUUCAUUGUUUGUUCAUGAUACCUAAAGCAUUAACUAAUGUUAACAAAUGAAACCUUAUUGUAAUGUGUUACCACAAACCAUGAAAAAUAUGAUAAAAUAUCAAAAACAGGCCAAACGUUUCAGCAUGAUUCACAGAAAAAUGACAUGAAUUGCUAUUUUCACAUCUAAUCUCGAAUUGCGUAGAUGAUUUGAGGGCUGCAGGGAAGGAGAAGGUUUUUAGUAAAUAAAAACCAAAUUCCGGUUCUUCACACAAAGCAGUGGAAGGAGAAGUGGGUUAUUGCACAUAGUCUUAUGGGUUACUAUGCUUUGUGUUUUUUUUUUUUUAAGCUUGUCAGAUGUGGUUACUAUGAACUGUUGUUGCAUGAAUGAGAUCUGUGUGAAAACUCUAAGCAUGCCUACCUUUGUGCUCCCGGAACAGCAUAAAGGUUUGGAACGACAUGCGGGUGUGUGAAUAAUGACUGGAUUUUAAUUUUUAGGUGAACUAUUCUUUCAAGACUUGUUUACUUUGACAUUAGCAAAUCCAAGUGCUGCUCACUUUUUAUUCUUGCCAAUUAGUGGGACAUACAUGGCACAAAUCAUGUUUAUUUCUAUGAAUGUACAUUAUUUUAAAGUUGUAAAUAGCUACUUCUCAUUGCAUUAGAUGGCAGAUGUUUUGUAAGUUUCAUUUUUAAAGCUGUACGGUUUAAGUUGGAGCCGUAUUUGUCACUACUUUAGCAAUUUUGUAUUGGAAAACACAAUUUUCAUUUGUAUUCAUAUCUGUGGUAUAAAGCAUCCAUCUAGCACAGAAAAUCUUGUUUGCUACUGUCAGCAUGUCAAUAUUACUCGCAAGACAAUAUGAAUUAAACACAUAGAGGACAACAAA